AUGGAUAUUCCAACAACCUUUGCCAAUUUGCGAGUGCAGAAGGGUCGAAGACCAUGGGUUGAGUUUGAAGAUAUCCGUAUGUACUCGACCAAAGAUGUCAACGAGCUUCCAAACAACCAUAUUGGAGCUUUUAUGCUUCCUCUGGACUCUGUAUUGGCGGACCAGAGUAACGUCGAAAAACGACUCCGAGCCAUGUCGAAAGGAAGACAUGCUGCUGCAAAAUCAGCCCAAUUGCUUAAUUUCGGCUAUCGUGAAAAGGAAACGCCGAGUCGUUUGAACGAGUCCCGCUCGUAUCUGCGAAUCGGCAGCACAGUACUCGUUGUGGACGAAACGUUCAACUCCGAGGCCAUCCAUACCCAUAGCUGGAAUUUGUUCAUCGCAACCGAAUUUCACUUCCCAAGUACCGCUCUCAAAUCCACCCAGUACCUGCAAAUAUCAUCACCAACACUAAAGUACGGAGAAUCCCUAUUUAACAAGACCGGCGAGCCUUCCUUUGAGCACAUCCAGAUUAUCUCUGGAGUUUGCAUCUUCAACGGAGGUCUUUUGAUUACGAGUGUAUCGGAUCCAAGAAGCGGGAACAUUGACGUCGACCAACUCAGUCAUGCGGAACCUACCUUUCACGAGAUGGACUAUAUUUCUCGUUCAUCUACUGCCAUCGCAGAUAUAGUUGCAAUGACUAUCUCAAGGAUCCAAGAACAGCGUUCGUCGCGACGGUUGGCUAUCAAGCUAGACAUUCCGAGCUGGCAUUACUAUCACUCAGCCGUUGCAGUUUUCGCACAAGGAAAAUGCUCUGCUAUCGAGGCUCUAAAAUGGAUGGAUGCUGUUGAUCGACGACAUGACCAAAUUGGGCAGGUUUUCACGGAAUCAGUCGAACAUGAGCUGCGAAAGCGAGGCAUCAAUGACCGCUCCAGCUAUGAGAUUCACACUUCUUCAAGAACUGAAUUGGCCGCCCUCUUGAUUAAAAGAUCCAUGAGUGAAGGGAAAGAACCUUGUGUGGAGACUAUUCUUGAACACAUGGAUGCCGAGCAGGAUGGUUGUUGGAGAGAAUUCUAUCAACGUAUCUCAGUCACAGAGAGACCAAAAGACCUUAGACAGCUGGGCUAUCUUUACUAUGUUUUUGAGGUGGUCCGUCCUGCUCUCAUGGAGUUACACACCCCAACGACCACCCUCCUGGCUGAGAGUAAAAGCAACAGGAUUUUGACAUUGAAAAAGUCGAAGGCGACACCAAGGCCCCGUCGACUGAUUAUCAACAUUGAUGAUCCCGCAGAGCGCCGCAUCUACUCCAGAGCGCAGGAAACACUGAGAAGAAUCCGACAGUCGGCAGAUAAAGCCGACUCGAUGUUGGUGGAAGCGUACAUUUGCAGGAAGGUAUUGGUCAACGGGAAUCUAAAUAGAGCACGUUUGUACCAUGAAGACCCAAUGCCCGAGGCUGUAAUGCUCUCUGGUUCUGACUGCGAGACUAUCCGGCCGUUGGAUAUUGUGCGUCGACUCCAUGGAACGAAAUAUGCCCAUGAUCUACAACGACGGUUCAACAAGGUGGGAUUCUCAGUAUAG
This is a messenger RNA of Penicillium paradoxum, 1554 nucleotides long. RefSeq lists its product as uncharacterized. Lineage: Eukaryota; Fungi; Ascomycota; Eurotiomycetes; Eurotiales; Aspergillaceae. The record is from RefSeq and is a predicted model, not a curated record. The transcript has a single exon. The coding region runs from base 1 to 1554 and encodes 517 amino acids.